Messenger RNA from Rhagoletis zephyria (snowberry fruit fly), 1411 nucleotides. It is a transcript of the gene ProRS-m, whose product is annotated as prolyl-tRNA synthetase 2-like protein, mitochondrial. Gene Ontology annotation, molecular function: ATP binding; proline-tRNA ligase activity. Gene Ontology annotation, cellular component: mitochondrion; cytoplasm. Gene Ontology annotation, biological process: prolyl-tRNA aminoacylation. Lineage: Eukaryota; Metazoa; Arthropoda; Insecta; Diptera; Tephritidae. The record is from RefSeq and is a predicted model, not a curated record.
UUCAGCACAUCACUACGGUUCAAUUGCUAUGGAGCGAAUCUCGAGAUUGUUUUGGCCGGUAGUUGUAGUACCUAAAAAUGCAGUUGUUAAAAACGUGGAAGGAGUAUCCAGAAGCCAGAAGCUUUUAACCGAAUUGGGUUUUGUUAAGCCAGCACAUAAUGGCACCUAUCAGCUCAUGCCCAUGGCGCAGCGUGUGCUUGACAAGUGUGCCGAUUUGGUGCGUCGGCGUAUGAGAUCUGUGGGUGGACAACAAAUAUCAAUGCCGGUGUUGACGCCCUCGGAACUUUGGAAGAAGUCCGGGCGGUUAGAUGGUGAUAUAACCGAGUUCUUCUUAUUGGAGGAUCGGCACAAAAAACAAUUUAUCUUGAGCCCUACGCACGAAGAAGCAGUAACCGGUAUGUUGGCAUCUAUUGCACCGAUUUCUCAUAAACAAUUGCCCUUACGUCUAUUCCAAAUCGGACCGAAGUUUCGAGACGAAUUGAAACCUCGCUUUGGCUUGAUACGAUCAAAGGAGUUCAUUAUGAAGGAUUUAUAUACGUUUGACCGUAAUGCCGCUACAGCUUUGGAGACAUACAACCAGCUGACUGUCGCAUACGACGCAUUAUUUCAGCAACUGGAGGUGCCAUUUGUAAAAGUUAAAGCUGCUACUGGCAUGAUGGGAGGCAGUUUGUCACACGAAUACCAUUACCUCGCUAACUCUGGCGAGGACCAGCUUAUAAAAUGCAACACUUGUGACUAUGCAGCGAAUGUUGAAACAACAGGAGAAACAAAUGAUAGCAAAAUCUGUCCAUUCUGCAAUUCCCCUGAAGUUCAACGAGUACGAGGAAUAGAAGUGGGCCACACGUUUGUACUUAAUGAUAAGUAUUCUCGACCGCUGAAAGCGACAUUUCUGCAAGAGAACGGAAAACCAGAAUAUCUUGUUAUGGGCUGUUAUGGUAUUGGCAUCAGCCGACUAGUAGCAGCUGCGGUAGAAGUUCUUUCAACGGAAAGAGAACUGCAUUGGCCUACGCUUCUGGCUCCUUUCGAUCUGUGUAUCAUAGGUGCAAAACAGGGCAGCAAAGAAGAGAAGGUAGCUCAUGAAAUAGAACAUCAGUUCUGCCUUUCGCUCAACGGGGUUUGUUCUGACGAGGAGGUGCUCAUUGAUGACCGAAACUAUUUGACAAUUGGAAAGAGGCUUAUGGAAGCCAAAAAAAUGGGUUAUCCCAUAAUCGUUGUGAUCAGCGGCAAAUCAGAUGGUACAGCGCCAAAGUUAGAGCUACAUUUGAAGCAUGCUACAAUGGAAGUUGAGCUAAGUGAAGCACUGUCUGUAAUUUCCCAAUACACGAGACGUAAACAGAAGCUGUACAGCAUAAUCUCGGAAUCUAGCCAAAGUCUUAAUAUAAAUAAAGCAUCGUUUGGUUAACAACUCUUA